UAUCCCUCUUUCCCUCCAUACAAAACUCUCAACUUUCGAAAUCCAAGCUCGUCUUCCUCUCCGAUCACCACCCCUCCGCUACUGCUCGCCGCCGCCAUGGCCGCCGUCGUGUUUUCGUUAACUCCGGCGAAGCUUUGUAGCCUUGCUUCCUCUUCCUCUUUAUUGCCCGUGAAGCAUUUCUCCUUCCGGAGCCGGAUUCGUUGCUCCGCUGAGACGGAGCCGGAAUCCUCUUCUCAGGAGAACAUCGCUACCACCGCUUCUUCGCCGCCGUCUGCCACUUCUGAGACGGCUGUGGAGUCGUCGAAGCUCCCUCAUUCACUCAUCUCCGUCGCCAAUGUCCAGAAAGCCCUCAGAGGGAUCGCCAUCACGGAUGUGGAUCAUUAUGGGAAGCUUGGAAUACCUAGGGGUGCUUCUGAUGAUGAGGUUAAUGCAGCCUAUAAAGAGAAACGGGAAGAGCUAAUGAAUCAAGGUCUAGAAGAAGAGCAACUUAACAAAGAGCUAGAGCUCCUGAAGGAGUCAUACAUGAUACUCUCAUCGGAGGAUGAGAGAAGGUUGUAUGACUGGAGUUUGGCUAGGAGUGACAGACCUGAGAGAUACACCUGGCCUUUUGAAGCUGACAUAACGCAAACGCCAAAGGAAACUCCUCCUCCUCGAGAACCCGAAGAUGUGGGCCCAACAAGGAUUGUAGGUUAUUUCUUCUUAGCCUGGCUUAUAUUGUCUGUUGUAUUGUCUGUGUCCCUCAACAGGUGAUAAAAUUAUUUGUAUCAUGUGCAAGGUAGAAUGGUGCUCUCAUUUUAUCAUUUUCUAUUUAGUCAUUCAUCAUUUUCUUCUUUCUACUUGUAUAUGUGAUUGGUCAUAAAGUUUGGACAGUUGUAAAGCUAAGAUAUGAAAAAAAAGCAAUUGUGAGAGUCACACAUGAUUUGAUACCUCUUAUAAAUA
This is a messenger RNA of Dioscorea cayenensis subsp. rotundata (Guinea yam), 939 nucleotides long. RefSeq names its product NAD(P)H-quinone oxidoreductase subunit U, chloroplastic. Bases 97 to 750 code for a protein of 217 amino acids. The record is from RefSeq and is a predicted model, not a curated record. Gene Ontology annotation, cellular component: NAD(P)H dehydrogenase complex (plastoquinone); chloroplast thylakoid membrane; chloroplast. Lineage: Eukaryota; Viridiplantae; Streptophyta; Magnoliopsida; Dioscoreales; Dioscoreaceae. The transcript is spliced from 5 exons.